AUGUCAGUGACAAAACACACAUGCGUGAUAAGGGUGAAUCUCUUUCUUUUUCUGCCGGAUACUUCUGAAUACCAGGAGUAUGGAUCGGUUGGUUGUGUUAUAGUUGGCACGCUAAAUAGCCCGCCGUUGUACAAAUUAGGGUGCUAUAACGAGAAAAACGAGUAUAUAUGUACUGCGAACAUUACAACUAACAACGAAACCGGUGCCUGUAUUGCAUUGCAAGCAGGAGGAUAUAUUUCUUUUAAAGAUGAGCAAGGCAAAAUCUGGUCUAUGCAAUUUGAAAGUGAAAAUCAAGCUAUUGAAUUCUGCUGUCAUGUGGUUGUGGCAAUGUAUGGGGCGUCAGGCCAUCCAGAUCAAAGUAUUCUUGCAUGUGAUGUUGCCAUUGGAAAAUGUGAUCGUACCGUAUUUGCCAACGAUAUAGUAAAGGUGCGUUAUCAAAGUUGGGUAGUUCAAUUUGAAGCGUAUGGGAGCGAGCUUCCUAUUCUCGGAAGCAAAUUGGAUGGCAAUUUGCAGGCUGAUAAACCGUGCACCUUAACUAUUCCCGUUAAUCAUAUGAGUGUUACUCCUGAAAUGAAAGGGUUUGAGGGGAUGGUUAUAGGAAUGGGGGAAGAAGGAUCUCGUGUGAUCAUUGUUCCUGUUCGAGCAAAACGUGGUAGCGGACCUUCAGUGCACAUGUGUUUUUAUACUCAUUUGGUGAAGAAAAAGGAUCUUUCACAUGUGGCGCAAGUUGGUACCUCUGUUGCAGUGCCUUUGGAUAAAAAUUCAUCUUUGCAGGUCAUGGAUGAAUCUAGAUUAGUGUUUUCAAAUAAAAAAGAUCAUGCUAUUCCACGCCCAAAAUCUCCACCACCAGGUUUUAAUAGAGAACAGUUAUUGAUUGUGGAUCGAAUGCGCGACCAAGUUCAGUGCUUUUUCAACAGCUACAGGAGGCUCGACGACAGCUUGAUGU
Messenger RNA from Trypanosoma cruzi, 946 nucleotides. RefSeq lists its product as uncharacterized. The transcript has a single exon. The record is from RefSeq and is a predicted model, not a curated record. NCBI's taxonomy places the organism in Eukaryota, Euglenozoa, Kinetoplastea, Trypanosomatida, Trypanosomatidae. The annotation marks the transcript as partial.